CAUCGCGAUAUUAUACCCACACACACUACUUAGGUAGUCGACGGUACGCAACGCUGUUUUUUCUCUUCCGCCGCGCUCUGCACGCACGUAGUCGAAUUACACCGGGCGAUGUGUCAUACCCGCGAUGCUCCGUUAUCGUAGGUGUAAGUGAGUCGAGAGCACAGGAGUCGAGUGUCGAAGAAGAAGCAGCAGCAGCAGGAGGAGCCGGAGGCCAUUGAACGGACUCCCGGUGGGAGUCAAAGGUCGACACACGCGCGCCGGCCAGACGCCUUCUCGCUCUUUCUCCAGUAUACAGUGCACAAUAUCUAUCUAUCCCAUAUACGGCUGCUGUACGCGCACGCCGAAAGGAUACGCUCGCGACGCAGACGCAUACGCAGAGGGCCGCUUUGUUGUGCUGCUGCUGCGGAGAAAGAGCGAGAGAAAAGAGCGACUGAAUCGAUUCCAAGAGCAGUCGUCGUCGUCCUCGUGCCCGCGAUGGGCAGCACAAUGUCGAGGAAGGAUGGUAACAAAAUGCUGGUUCACCAGUUAUCGUCCGUUCUACCAGAUGAUCGACCAAUCACAGCAAUAAAUAUCAUAGAAGACUUGGACAAGUGUCCACCCAACUUCACUGUUGUAUCCAGAACUUAUGAUUUAGAUUCCGAUGCUGACUUAUGGCGGGAGAGUGGAUUGUUUAUCAAGAAAAAAUCCAGAUACAUAUGUUUUUCAAAGACUGAAGGAUUACCACAUUCUGUAAUUGAAAAGAUAUUGAUUAUUGACGAGAGAGAACCUCCUCCCAAAGGAUUCAGUAUGAUAUCUCACACUGUGGAUUCAAUGCAAAAAGCGUGGCGUAAAAGGCAACUGUGUUAUAAAAUUAGGAAUAAGGAUUUGUGCUCAUGUGCUGUAUCAGACAUUAUCUUGUGUAGUAGGGUUGGAAAAGGUUCAAAAUUGGCUCCUGACGAAUUCACUUAUGCUGGUGUCAUAAAUGGAGUAUAUGUAUGUUACAAAACAGUUCCCUUACAGACGGGUUCCUUAACUGCACAGCCGUAUGCCAAUAUAGAAUUGUUCCAAACUUCGUCGCCAACUCUGUCAAACGGAACGCCGCACAGAGUGGCACCGGAGAGGCCGCCUAAGCCAAAGUUCGUAGCAAAGCCCACGAACGGACUGUAUCCACAAAUAAGUCCAGUGAGUGCGGGAAAGACGACUGAGAAUAAUGACCAAGACUACGAAGUUCUGAGCCCAAGUGCAAGAAUAAGGCCAACGCGACCGGCGCCAAGGCCGCCGCCGAAUAAAUCACCUCUAGUUAAUUCUGUGCCGGCUACGUACGGAACACUGCCAGGUUCAUCAGAUCUCGAUGGAGUUCCUUUUGUUCUCAACCCUCUUUUGAGCACGAGUGCAACAAAUUCGUUUAGCAAGCAGUUUCCUGUGAUUAAAAUCCGAACUCAGAAAGAGCUGGAUAAAGAGUAUUUCUACGAUUUUCGAACUGAGCGAGAAACUUGAAGGGAGUCAAAUCGUGCCAAUUGAAUUGCUUGAAAUUUACGGAUUUUCAGCUAUACGUAUACAUCUGUAUCGAUAAUAUAGCUCUAGCCAUGUGUAAGAGAGUGCCUGAACGAAUGAUUCAUAACGCGUGAAUAUUCAUCAAUCCAAAAAAGAGAAACAAGCAAAUCCUUCACCGCCUGCAGUGAUAAGGAAGAUGGAGUACUGAUUAAGAGGUGUACUCGCUCAGCUCGCUACGUAAUUUCUCCCACAACUUCCAUGUCUGAUUUAGUUUUUUGAUACCAGUGAUCAUGAGCAUUGUAUUUUUAUAGACUUGCGUUAUCAUUUUAUUGUUCGUAGGAAUUAUAUAAACCUGUAUAAUAUGUUCUAGUUGUUUAUGAAAAAUAUUAUAGAAAUAUUUAACAUCAUCGUACUACUGCGCCAAGAGCUUAUAAAUAUUGAGUAAGACAUUUUUUUGAAUAAAAGGAGAACACUUUUUUUGAUAACUAA
Molecule: messenger RNA, 1962 nt
Organism: Nasonia vitripennis (jewel wasp)
Lineage: Eukaryota; Metazoa; Arthropoda; Insecta; Hymenoptera; Pteromalidae
Gene: Mvb12
Exons: 8
Coding region: 475-1476 (333 amino acids)
Biological process (GO): virus maturation; receptor catabolic process; regulation of epidermal growth factor receptor signaling pathway
Cellular component (GO): cytosol; ESCRT I complex
Source: RefSeq, a predicted model, not a curated record